Messenger RNA from Drosophila navojoa, 857 nucleotides. Its product is annotated as lysozyme P. The record is from RefSeq and is a predicted model, not a curated record. Lineage: Eukaryota; Metazoa; Arthropoda; Insecta; Diptera; Drosophilidae. Gene Ontology annotation, molecular function: lysozyme activity.
UAGCCAAAUGCCGAAUAGUUCCCACUCCAUAUAUCAGCAAGUCACACAAUUAAGACUCAAUAAACCAAUAAAACAUUCUAAAGAGACUAACAAAAUUUUUGAAUUAGGCUCUGAUCACAAAUUAGAAUUAAAAGCAUUGAAAUCAAAGAACGUCAAGCUUUUGUAGGCUAGUGUACUUAAUUAUGCUCAAGUGUGGGCCCACUUGAAAGUUGUUGAAGUGGGCAGUUGUAAAAAAUUAGAUGGAUGCCCCAUUCGAAAGCUGACUGCCAAAAGACUAUAUAAGCCCGGCAUCACAAUUCCAAUUCACAUUUCACAAGAAGAUGCCAAAAACGUGGCCGGUUUAUCUGUUGCUCUCUUUACUGAUCGCGUUAAGUGCGAGAACGAUUAAGGCCCGCCAAGUGAAGAAAUGUAGCCUGGCACGACAGCUAUAUCGGAACGGUGUGCCUUACAGCGAGCUAGCCGAUUGGCUGUGCCUAGUCGAGGGCGAGAGCUCGUUCAAUACAAAGGCUAUCAAUCCAACCAAUGUGGAUAAUUCCGUCGACUGGGGACUGUUUCAGAUCAACGAUCGGUACUGGUGCAAGCCCUCGGAUGGCAGACCGUCCACAGAUUUGUGCCGCUUACCCUGCCGACUGUUGCUAAGCGAUGACAUUAGAUAUUCCAUUGCCUGUGCGAAAUAUAUCAAACAACAACAGGGAUUCUCUGCCUGGGUGGCUUGGAAUAAUCGUUGUCAAGGUCCAAAACCAAGUGUAAAGCGUUGCUUUAAACGAAGGCAUAGGUAUAUAGGUUAAAUAAGACUCCAAUGAAAUGUGAUAUUAAAGUAAGUGCUAAAUAAAAGUAUUUAAAGCACAUCCUUUAUA